GGGAAAUCUGAGUUUCGCGGGAGGGCCGUUCGCGCGUAAACUGUAUCCCUUCAUUCAUUGUCAGCUUCCUGGAGCCAUUUUUCAGCAGCAGAAACGGUAGCUCUAUUCAGGUUCAAAUCCAUUGCAUCUGCCCGUCUGCAUUCUCAAUAUAAUUUCAAAAUCAGGAAUAUCGGUACAGUAGACUCUGUUCUAUCAGAAUCAGUCAGUAUUUGUGAUCUCGCCCUAAAGGAUUUGGAUAAAAUCGGCUCCAAAGUAAAGGAGGGACAAAGGAAACUCGCUCCAAAUAAAGAUGAGAAAGGGAAUCCCAACAGCCCAGGAGAAAGUAAUAGUUACAGGGGUUGGGGGUUCGUCGAUGGACAGAAGUACUGUGAUAACCGGGUUUACUGAGAAUUUUACUUCUAAUUUCCCUGCCGGUACAUAUAUCCAGAUCCUAACCUCGCCGUCCUGUCUUACACAGACCGCAAAUGUCUGUGUAUCAGAUCAGUCAGCUGGCAGUUUGAUUUACUCCACUCCUCACGGACCAACAAACCGAACAGGACUUCGACCUGCUUUAGGACGCCCUCCGGCAAAGAGGCGUCUAGAACUGGACGAGAGUGACCAUCAAUAUCUGAGCGACGGUGCCAAGACCCCCAAGGGAAAGAGCAGAGCCACACCCAGAAACCUGAGCAGCCCCAAAAAUCCUGAUCCCUCAGAGAAGACUCGUUACGACACGUCGCUGGGCCUCCUCACAAAGAAGUUCAUUCAGCUGCUGGGCCAGUCUGCUGACGGUGUGGUCGACCUGAACCGAGCCGCUGAGGUCCUCAAGGUGCAGAAAAGGAGGAUUUACGACAUCACGAAUGUGCUGGAGGGCAUUCACCUCCUCAAGAAGAAAUCCAAAAACAACAUUCAGUGGAUGGGUUGCAAUCUGUCAGAUGACAACGGGACCCUAAAUCGGUGCCAGGACCUGAGCCAGGAGGUGGCUGAGCUGAGCCAAGAGGAGAAGAGGCUAGACGACUUGAUCCACAGCUGCAACCUGGACAUACGGCAACUGACUGAGGAGUCGCACAACCAAAAAUUUUCAUACAUCACAUACCAAGACAUCCGGAAGAUCCGAAGCCUCAGGGACCAGACGGUUAUCGCUGUGAAGGCCCCAUCGGAAACGAAGCUGGAAAUGCCGGACCCUUUAGAGAAGCUGCAAGUACAUUUAACCAGCACCAAAGGGCCCAUAGAAGUGCUUUUAUGCCCAGAUGAGAAUAUAACCAACAGUCCGAUUAAAAACUCCACCCUAGACGUGAAUGGAAAUGCUUCCCCUUCAAUAAAAAGCUCACAAGAAGGUGACCCCAGCAGCUCAAUGAAGGUGGAUUGCUCGGUGCCUGUUUCAAACUUAUCUCCUUAUACUUCUCCAAUGAAUCUUUUGCAACAAACAGAGGACCAGAUUUCCUCGGUGUUGGAGGGGCCGUUUGUAAACCUGUCUCCUCCACACAUGAAUGAGGACUACUUGCUGAGCCUUGGGGAUGAAGAAGGAAUCAGUGAUCUGUUUGAUGCUUAUGAUCUGGAUAAGCUACCCCCUUUGGAUGAGUUCUUGUGUAACUGAUUGGAGUAUUAUGACUGGACUAUGAUGGAAUCAGAAAGCUUCCAUCUAUCAAGAUGUACAUUUUUGUAGACACCUCAAUCCUUUUCCUUCCACAUGUGGCAGUAAUGCAGUUUGCCUUAACUGGCAGAUAUUUGGUGGUUGGGUGCAAGAUGACAAGAUUAACCAGCCUGGUAUCCUGGGAUUUGCUCUUUUAUCAAAUUGGCAUGCAUCUCCCGCAACCACCAAUAUUUUAAUAUUCUGAUCCUCCUUUGCAAUCUCUACCACCCCUAUUUACUUCAUAUCACAAUCCGAUGGGAUACGGUGUUGAGUGACGUGCAUCAGCUAAGUGCCUGAGUUCAGAGUGGUCUUCUGAACUGCUGCCUAGUGUUUUUAUAACCUGUGAGUGCACGAGGAGGUGGGGCUGGUCAAAACUAGAACAAACAUGGACAGCCAAACUGAACAGAUCCCAAAUAGUGCUGUGUUUUUGGGCUUCAUCAGAGCUUAAACUUGUACACUAGUGUCUGUUUUAGUGUUCUAAAAUAUUAAGGUUGCCUCCUGCAACCUUGGUAUAUUAACGUACGUAACAUUUUACUGUAACGUCAAUUUCCGACUCCGGGCAAGCUCAGUGUGUUUUGACGGUUAGACCUUUGGGAUAGAUCCAGCACCACAUAGAUCCUGGUGCUGCCAUUAGUCUGGCUUUUCAGUGCAACAAAGGUACAUGGAUUGGCCCCACACAAUUCUUUCACAGUAUUACGACAGGUGCAGAUUGUCCAGCUCUGAUAAAUCCCAAAGACUUUAAACAUUUAUUUAAAAGUACUGUAAGCACGUACAUUUUAAGUGAAGCUAAUUGUUUAUUUGUUUAUUUAGGAGACACCUUUAUCCAAGGCGACUUACAGAGACUAGGGUGUGUGAACUGUGCAUCAGCUACAGAGUCACUUACAAUUACGUCUCACCCGAAAAUUGUAUAAAAUGACUUCAGAAUUCUAACAGUAUAAUGCUAUGAGCCCAACGUCUUAAACAAAUCUAACUACUUGGACAGUUGUUUUUAUUAAGGAACUUGUAUUUAUGGGUGAAGACAUUUACCUUAAUAAGUAGGAAUCUUUUAUUUUCCUACAACAGAAUCACUGUGGGAACCCCUGUCUCUUGGGUAGAUAAUUUUCGGAAAGACAAAAGAUCAAGGUCCCCUAUAUUCUACUUUAGUUCUUCAGUAAGUAGUAAAAUUUGUUCAUUUGUUCUUGAUCCUGCUUCAUACUAGUUUGGAUCAGACUGACUUCAGAACACACAUUGGCGGCAUAGGCGCUUCACCAAAGAAAAUGGUACAGGCCAAUAUGCCUGGUGGUAUGUUUUGUGAAUAAACCUGUAAAUGGCCGCUGCUAAUUUUGUUCGUCUUUUUGGGGUUGCGACUCCCCUCCCCCAAAAAUUAAAAAAUCUUAAUGCAACAAUUCAAGACAAUGAAUAUUAGGUCAGAGGAAAAGCCACAAUAGUGGUGUUUUUUUUUUUUUUUUUUUUUUUUUUUUUUU
Acipenser ruthenus (sterlet) is the source of this 3072-nucleotide messenger RNA. Its product is annotated as transcription factor E2F3-like. The transcript is spliced from 7 exons. Gene Ontology annotation, cellular component: RNA polymerase II transcription regulator complex. The record is from RefSeq and is a predicted model, not a curated record. Bases 290 to 1573 code for a protein of 427 amino acids. Gene Ontology annotation, molecular function: protein dimerization activity; RNA polymerase II cis-regulatory region sequence-specific DNA binding; DNA-binding transcription factor activity, RNA polymerase II-specific. Lineage: Eukaryota; Metazoa; Chordata; Actinopteri; Acipenseriformes; Acipenseridae. Gene Ontology annotation, biological process: regulation of transcription by RNA polymerase II.